Hemicordylus capensis (graceful crag lizard) is the source of this 3612-nucleotide messenger RNA. RefSeq names its product zinc finger protein 420-like. Gene Ontology annotation, cellular component: nucleus. The record is from RefSeq and is a predicted model, not a curated record. Gene Ontology annotation, molecular function: RNA polymerase II cis-regulatory region sequence-specific DNA binding; DNA-binding transcription activator activity, RNA polymerase II-specific. Lineage: Eukaryota; Metazoa; Chordata; Lepidosauria; Squamata; Cordylidae. Bases 394 to 2523 code for a protein of 709 amino acids. The transcript is spliced from 6 exons. Gene Ontology annotation, biological process: regulation of transcription by RNA polymerase II.
UUGCAGUUUGCAAGGCAGGAGGUUUUUCAAUGGAAAUCCUGCAAGAAGAGGGUGAGUUCAAGGAAGAGAAAGGAAGCCUUGACUGUAUAGAAGAAGGGAAAACCCAUUGCUGGUGGGGAAAAGGAAGGAACAGGGCUGCAGAUCCAGUGCUCAGCUGCAAAGGAGGAGAGAGUGCCUUCCUUUUAGUUGUAUAUGGAGGAAGGGAAUUUUGGAUAUGAUUCGUGGAGGAAACAUCUGAGGCCUGAAGCCUGCCGAGUUUCAGAGAAGUAGCUCCAGUGAUUGCCAUGCAGGCACAUUCCAAGGUUUUGAGGCUCUAUUGAACUGGGUGUGCAUUUCACAGAUAGGAAGUGGGCUCUGCUGGGUCCGGACCAAAGAGACCUGCAUUGGGAAGUCAUGGAGGAGAACUUUGCCAUGCUGCCCUCUCCGGGUGCCGGAGUCAUAUUGGCAAUGCAUUCUCAGCCAUCUCUUCUUUCUGGUGAAGUGGAAGAAGCAUCAGUACGACCUGAUCAGGCUCUGGUGACCUUUGAGGAGGUGGCUGUGCAUUUCAGUGAGGAGGAGUGGGCUCUGCUGGAUCUGGACCAAAAAGCCCUGCACAGGGAAGUCAUGGAGGAGAAUUUUUGGAAUGUUGCCUCUCUGGGUGGCAGGUGGGAGAGGAAGGAGGGAAAAGCCCACAGAAGAUUGUUGGGAGAUGCCAGAUAUGAAAACGGAGAUCUAAAGAGAAUGAAAAUGGAAGCAAAACAGAAGAGGAGCAAUGGACCUUUUGCGACUCAGCAUGGUGACCUCCAUAAAAGCACAAUCCAGGGGGGAAAGGAGGAAGUAAGAGAGAGAAGUCUGUGCCUUGCGUAUAAGGAAAGCUUGAGUUUUGAAACAAGCCUUCAACCUCAGUGGAAAAUGCACAUAGAAGAGAAACCAUAUAAAUGCUUGGAAUGUGGAAAGAGCUUCAGUGUGAAUGCAUACCUCAUUUCACAUCAAAGAAUCCACAGUGGGGAGAAGCCAUAUCAGUGCCUGGAGUGUGGAAAGAGCUUCCAUCGAGCACACUACCUGCCUAGACAUCAAAGAACCCACAUUGGGGAGACGCCAUAUAAAUGCUUGGAGUGUGGAAAGAGCUUCAGCUACAAGGAAUAUCUUACUAAACAUGAAAGAACACACACUGGGAAGAAACCAUAUAGAUGCUUGGAGUGUGGAAUGAGCUUCAGUGAAAAUUCAUACCUCACUUCACAUCAGAGGACCCACACUGGGGAGAAACCAUAUAAAUGCCUGGAGUGUGGAAAGAGCUUCCAUCGAGCAAAGUCCUUUCGUAGACAUCAAAGAACCCACACAGGGCAGAAACCAUAUAAAUGCCUGGAGUGUGGAAAGAGCUUCACUGACAAAGGAAAUCUUUCAAAACAUCAAAUCACACACAUGAAAGAGAAACCCUGUAAAUGUUUGGAGUGUGGAAGGAGCUUCAGUGACAAGAAAUCUCUUACUCAACAUGAAAGAAUGCACACUGGGAAGAAACCAUAUAAAUGCUUGGAGUGCGGAAAAAGCUUCAAUCGAGCACACUCCCUUCCUAAACAUCUAAUAACCCACACUGGGGAGAAACCAUAUAAAUGCUUGGAGUGUGGAAAGAGCUUCAGCCUCAAGGAAUAUCUUGCUAAACAUCAAAGAAUCCACACUGGGGAAAAACCAUAUAAAUGCCUGGAGUGUGGAAAGAGCUUUGGCGACAAUGGAAAUCUUACAAAACAUCAAAGAAUGCACACUGGGCAGCAACCAUAUAAAUGCUUGGAGUGUGGAAAGAGCUUCAGUGUGAAUUCAUACCUCACUUCACAUCAGAGAACCCACACUGGGGAGAAGCCAUAUCAAUGCUUAGUGUGCGGAAAGAGCUUCCAUCUAGCUCAUUCCCUUCCUAGACAUCAAAGAAUCCACACUGGGGAGAAACCAUAUAAGUGCUUGGAGUGUGGAAAGAGCUUCAAUGACAAGGGAAACCUUACAAAACAUCAAAUAACACACAUGAAAGAGAAACCGUAUCACUGCUUGGAGUGUGGAAAGAGCUUCAGUAUAAGUUCACGCCUCACUUCACAUCAAAGUAUUCACACAGGGAAGAAAAAAAAUAAAUGUUUGGAAUGUGGAAAGAGCUUCAGUGACAAGGGAAAUCUUACUAAACAUCAAAGAAAACACACUGGAGAUAAACCAUAUGAAUGCUUGGUGUGUGGAAAAAGCUUCCAUGAAUCAAACUCUCUUACCAAACAUAAAAGAACACACACAGGCGAGAAACCAUAUCCCUGCUUGGAGUGUGGAAAGAGCUUCACUGUGAGUUCACACCUCAUUUCACAUCAAAGGAUUCACACUGGGGAGAAACCAUAUCAAUGCUUGCAGUGUGGAAAGAGCUUCAGGGUCAAGGGAAGUCUUACUGAACAUGAAAGAACACACACUGGGGAGAAACCCUAUAAAUGCUUGGAGUGUGGAAAGAGCUUCUGUCGGCGCUCACGCCUCACUUCACAUCAAAGGAUUCACACUAGAGAAAAACCAUCUAAUGGCUUAUAGUUUGGGAAUAGUUUCUGUCCCAGGAAGUCACUUAUCUCACUUCAAAUAAUCUACUCUGAUUAGUGUUGUAAAUGAAUCUCAGAAAAAGGGAUGUAAAUGAAUCCCAGAAUCCCACAUUGUUCUGCUGUGGAAAAACAGCAAAGAAAGAGUUUAAAGCACAUUGCAAGCCUCACUUCUUAGUAAAGUUUUCAAUGUGGGGAGCAACCAUAUCUAAUCUGGGAGUGUGGAAAUAGUUUUGACCCGAGGCACUCCCUUACUCCUUACCAGAGAACCCUCUCUGGUGAUUAAAAUUUUAUUCACUUUAGGAAAGACUAGAACUACUUUAAUCUGCUUUGGUUAAAGCAAGAAUAUCAUUUACAAGAAAAACUUGUACUUUUAUUUAGAUGUCUAUUCAACAGUUGACAUCAAAGAACCUACACAGGGGAGAAACCAUAUAAAUGCUUGGCGUGUGGAAAGAGCUUCAGUGUAAGUUAACACCACCCCUCACAUCAAAGAUCCCACUAUAGGGAUUCACAUUCACAGAAAAGAGCCACAUGAAGCUCCUAUGCCAAAAAGAAGAAAGGAGCCUGUUAUACCUGUAAAACUUCAUUUUGGCACAAGCUUUGGGGAGUAGUUUUGUGGUUGUAAGGGCUUCCCUAUCUCUAGCAGCUUUUCAUUCAUUCAAUUUCGAUUGAGCGCUUUUCGAUUGAGCACUCAAGACACAUUUAUUUCAUCAGGCCUUUGAUUAGCUGUAUGUUGGUUUUAUAGCUGUUACUGCUGUUUCAAAUGGUUGUUUAAAUUUUAAACUCUUUUAACAUUUGGUUUUAAUUUUGGUUUUAUCAUUUAUUUUGUAAACUUUCAUGAGCUGCUGGUAUGGGGUCAUAGAUAAAUGUACUAAAUAAAGAAGUAGUGGCCUUUCUUAUCCAACUUAAUGCUUCACUGCACAUCCAGCCUCCUCCUCUUUUCCAGUGGCCCAGAGCAGUAACUUUGUUCCCUGACUUUCGCCUGCCCAUUUAGUUGAAUGGUGUGUUUUUAAGACCCUUUUGGUGUUUUGUUUUUUAAAUAAAGGUGCAAAUCUCCUCUCUCCAGCUUGGCUGCAGGGGAAACCCA